Loxodonta africana (African savanna elephant) is the source of this 7103-nucleotide messenger RNA. RefSeq names its product microtubule affinity regulating kinase 3 (gene MARK3). Gene Ontology annotation, molecular function: tau-protein kinase activity; protein serine/threonine kinase activity; ATP binding. Gene Ontology annotation, cellular component: cytoplasm; plasma membrane. Gene Ontology annotation, biological process: intracellular signal transduction; protein phosphorylation; microtubule cytoskeleton organization. The record is from RefSeq and is a predicted model, not a curated record. Lineage: Eukaryota; Metazoa; Chordata; Mammalia; Proboscidea; Elephantidae. Bases 2573 to 4786 code for a protein of 737 amino acids. The transcript has 19 exons.
GCGCGACACGGAGAACGGCUGCUGAUGGAUGCAUGGGAGAAAUAAAAUGAAGGCCAAGUGGAAACAAAAUGCAGUUUAAUUUGUUCUUUGGACUAAUGUUUCUCUUGUGUCUUUGGUCUUCUUCAUUCUCCUUUGCUUCAACCAGGAUGGAAGCAGUAGACGUAUCUUAGAUGGCUAGUUGCAGGCUUCUAAGAGCCUAGUUGCUACCCACAGGGACUCUGUUUUAUGCACUGCUGUUUCUCCAAACACCCAAAUGAUGCCUGGCACAUGUGUGUUAAAAACUAAAAAACCAAACCUGUUGCCGUCGAGUGAGUUCUGAUUCAUAACAACUCUAUACGACAGAGUACAGCUGCCCCAUAGGGUUUCCGAGGAGCAGCUGGUGGAUUCUAACUGCUGACCUUCUGGUUAGCAGCCAAGCUCUUUAACUCAUUAGUAUUUUGAUAUCAUUUACUUAAAAAAAAAAAAACCAAACCUGUUGCCAUCAAGUCAAUUCCGACUCAUAGCAACCCUAUAGGACAGAGUAGAACUGCCCUGUAGAGUUUCCAAGGAGUGCCUGGUAGAUUCAAACUGCUGACCUUUUAGUCAGCAGAUGUAGCUCUUAACUGCUACGCCACCAAGGUUUCCUUCAUUUACUUAGUCAUCCUAGUAUCUAUUAAGUACCUGUAACUGCUACGCCACCAGGGUUUCCUUCAUUUACUUAGUCACCCUAAUAUCUAUUAAGUACCCGUAAUGUGCCAGCAGAAUUUUGCAUAAGAUAAUUUGAAAAAUGGCCGCUGCUGUGUAUUGAUAGGGAACUGCCAGAAGUUCAGAAGAGGCCGCAGAAUGAGGGAUAUCAUUGCUGAUGUCAGGUCGAUCCUGGCUGAAAGCAGAGAGUACCAGAAGGAUGUUUACCUGGGUUGUAUCAACUACAGGAAGGCGUUUAGCUCUGUGGAUCAUAACAAAUUAUGGAUGUCGUUGCAAGGAAUAGGAAUUCCAGAACACUUAAUUGUGCUCUUGUGGAACUGUACAUGGAUCAGGGGGCAGUUGUUAGAACUGAACAAGGGGAUACUGCGUGGUUUAAAAUUGGGAAAGGUGUGUGGCAGGGUUGUAUCCUUUCCUUAAUUAGUCCAUCUGUAUGCUGAGCAGAUAAUCCGAGAAGCUGGGCUAUGUGAAGAAUAACGAGUCAUCAGGAUUGGAGUGCGACUCAUUAACAACCUGAGAUAUGCAGGUGACACAACCUUGUUUGCUGAAAGUGAAGAGGACUUGAAGCACUGAUGAAGAUAAAAGACUACAGCCUUCAGUAUGGAUUACAGCUGAACAGAAAGGGAACAAAAAUCCUUACAUCUGGACCAGUAAACAUCAUCAUGGUAAAUGCUGAAGAAAUUGAAGUUUUCAAGGAUUUCAUUUUACUUGGAUCCACAAACAGUGCCCAUAUGGCAGCAGCAGUCAGGAAAUCAAAUGAUUCAUUGUGUUGUGCAAAUCUGCGGCAGAAGACCUCAUCUAAGGAGUCAAGAAGCAAAGAUGUCACUUUGAGGACUUAAGGUGCGCCUGACCCAAACCAUGGCUAUUUUCCAUCGCCUCAUAUGCGUAUGAAAGCGGGACAGUGAAAAAGAAAGGCCGUAGAAGAAUUGACGAGUUUGAGUUGUGAUGUUGGUGAAGAAUAUCAAAUAUACUAUGGACUGCCAGAAGAACGAACAAAUCUGUCUUGGAAGAAAUACAUUCAGAAUGCUCCCCAGAAGCGAGGAUGGAGAGACUUAAUCACACUUGCUUUGGACAUGCCAUCAGGAGGGACCAAGACUAGAGAAAGACAUCGUGUUUGAUUGAGGGUCAGCGAAAAAGAUGGAGACUCUCAAUAAUAUGGACUGACACAUAGCUCCAACAGUGGGCUCAAAUGUAGCAACAAUUGUGAGGAUGGUGCAGGACCAGGCAGUGUUUCAUUCUGUUAUAGAUAAGAUGGCUAUGAGUCAGAGCUGACUUGAUGGCACCACAACAGUGUGCCAACUACUGUUCUAAGGUUUAAAAAACAAUAAAUUACUGUCCUUCUUUUCAUGAAACUUAAAUUCUAGGGGAAUGAAAAGCUAGUUGGGGAGUAAACAUAACAAACUAUCACCAGAAUUCUUUUAAAACCAUGUUCCAGUGCAUCUAAAAAAUAAAGCUUGCACUACAGUGCGUGGGUCUUGUGUAAAACAAAGCGUGCCUGUUUGUGUAAAGCCUUAGUGUUAUAGGUAGGUCCUAGUCAUUGUUUUAAUCUUCUUUUUUUCCACCUGGAAGUCCUCAUUUAUAUAGGUUUUUUCCCCAAAGUUCUAAUUUGGAAAUUAGAACCAUUUUUGUUACAGGAACAAUGCUACAGGUUAUUUAAGAUUUGUAACUAAUUCACAAAGCCUGUUUUACUAAAGUAUACAUAUACAAUAAAAAAUAGAAAUUGUUGCAAUUGGGUGUUAUGUGAUAAUUGAAUGAAACAGAGCAGAACCUAUUGUCUAGUGCUCCCAGACCUGGUGCAGGAGGAAGACGAUAGUUAAGGGAACAUGAAGAAGUAGAUGGAGAUUAACGUGGAAUUUCUGCAAAGGACAUCUUUUGAGGGCUUCAGGGGUUGAUGCACACGUCACACGGAGAUGGGCGUCCAGAAGUUACCUCUCGAAUUGGGCGCUCCGGAGCACGGUGUAGAAACUCCAUAGCUUCCUGUGCAGAUGAGCAGCCUCACAUCGGAAACUACAGACUCUUGAAAACAAUCGGCAAGGGGAAUUUUGCAAAAGUGAAGUUGGCAAGACAUAUCCUUACAGGCAGAGAGGUCGCAAUAAAAAUAAUUGACAAAACUCAGCUGAAUCCAACAAGUCUACAAAAGCUCUUCAGAGAAGUAAGAAUAAUGAAGAUUUUAAACCAUCCAAACAUAGUAAAGUUAUUUGAAGUCAUCGAAACUGAAAAAACCCUCUACCUAAUCAUGGAAUAUGCAAGUGGAGGUGAAGUGUUUGACUAUUUGGUUGCACAUGGAAGAAUGAAGGAAAAAGAAGCAAGAGCUAAAUUUAGACAGAUUGUGUCAGCGGUGCAGUACUGCCACCAGAAGCACAUCGUUCACAGAGACCUCAAGGCUGAAAAUCUAUUGUUAGAUGCUGAUAUGAACAUUAAAAUAGCAGACUUUGGUUUUAGCAAUGAAUUUACUGUUGGCAGUAAACUGGACACGUUUUGUGGCAGUCCUCCAUACGCGGCCCCAGAGCUCUUCCAGGGCAAGAAAUACGAUGGGCCUGAGGUGGACGUGUGGAGCCUGGGCGUCAUUCUCUACACGCUAGUCAGUGGGUCACUUCCUUUCGAUGGACAAAACCUAAAGGAACUGAGAGAGAGAGUAUUAAGAGGGAAAUACAGAAUUCCUUUCUACAUGUCCACAGACUGUGAAAACCUUCUCAAACGUUUCCUGGUGCUAAAUCCAAUUAAACGAGGCACUCUAGAGCAAAUCAUGAAGGACAGGUGGAUCAAUGCAGGGCACGAGGAAGAUGAACUGAAACCAUUCGUGGAGCCCGAGUUAGACAUCUCAGACCAGAAGAGAAUAGAUAUUAUGGUGGGAAUGGGAUAUUCACAAGAAGAAAUUCAAGAAUCUCUUAGUAAAAUGAAAUAUGAUGAAAUCACAGCUACAUAUUUGUUGUUGGGGAGAAAAUCUUCAGAGCUGGAUGCUAGUGACUCCAGUUCUAGCAGCAAUCUCUCACUUGCUAAGGUUAGGCCGAGCAGUGAUCUCAACAACAGCACUGGCCAGUCCCCUCACCACAAGGUGCAGAGAAGUGUCUCCUCAAGCCAGAAGCAGAGGCGGUACAGUGAUCAUGCUGGACCAGCUAUUCCUUCUGUUGUGGCGUAUCCGAAAAGGAGUCAGACCAGCACCGCAGACAGUGACCUCAAAGAAGAUGGAAUUCCUUCCCGGAAACCGAGCAGCAGUGCUGUUGGAGGAAGGGGGAUCGCGCCGGCCAGCCCCAUGCUUGGGAAUGCCAGUAAUCCCAACAAGGCAGAUAUCCCUGAGCGAAAGAAGAGCUCCACAGUCCCUAGCAGUACUACAGCAUCUGGUGGAAUGACGCGACGAAAUACUUACGUUUGUAGUGAAAGAACCACUGCUGAUAGGCACUCAGUCAUUCAGAAUGGCAGAGAAAACAGCGCCAUUCCUGACCAGAGCACUCCAGUUGCUUCAACGCACAGUGUUAGCAGCGCAGCCACCCCUGACCGCAUUCGCUUCCCCAGAGGGACUGCCAGUCGGAGCACUUUCCAUGGCCAGCCCCGGGAGCGGCGGACGGCCACGUAUAACGGUCCCCCUGCCUCACCCAGCCUGUCCCACGAAGCCACACCCUUGUCCCAGACUCGAAGCCGGGGCUCCACUAAUCUUUUUAGUAAAUUAACUUCAAAACUAACAAGGAGAAACAUGUCAUUCAGGUUUAUCAAAAGGCUUCCGACUGAACAUGAGAGGAGCGGGAGAUAUGAGGGCUCCAGUCGCAAUGUAUCUGCCGAGCAGAAGGAUGAAAACAAAGAAGCCAAGCCCCGUUCCCUUCGCUUUACCUGGAGCAUGAAAACCACUAGUUCCAUGGACCCCAGUGACAUGAUGCGGGAGAUCCGCAAAGUCCUGGAUGCCAACAACUGUGACUACGAGCAGAGGGAGCGCUUCCUGCUCUUCUGUGUCCAUGGCGACGGGCGCGCCGAGAGCCUGGUGCAGUGGGAGAUGGAGGUGUGCAAGCUGCCCCGGCUCUCGCUCAACGGGGUCCGCUUCAAGCGGAUAGCAGGGACCUCCAUCGCGUUCAAAAACAUCGCUUCCAAGAUUGCCAACGAGCUAAAGCUGUAAGCAGUAAUUAUGCUGUAAAUGAAGUAGCCAGAUCAAGUGUUUUCCUGAACACUGAGAAAUAUGUAGAACAAUAUUUAGGCAGUAACGUCUGCAUCUUCUAAAUCAUGAUAUUAAAGUCUGAGAAUGAACGCGCGCCCGGGAGCGAGAGCUGGCCUGUGUUCUGUCCAAGCACUACAUUAAAGACGUGUGACACACCGCCCUCCGUCUGGUCUCCGUCGCACCGUGCCUCCUGCCCGCGGGUGAGCGUGGACAGUGCGGGUCAGGGAGUGUGCCUGGGAGAGGCUCCUUACGCCCUCUGCGGGAGAUCAUUUGGUGCUAAGACAUUAAAAUUGCCAAGGAGGAAAAUACUGAAUUACUACUACGCAUUAACCUUAAGCCUUGUUGAUAAUUAAUACAGGUUUACAGUUCAUGACUGUGGUUUUGUGUUUGUUGUUCCGUGGGGUUUUUUUUAGUGCAAAAGGUUAAAAUUUAUAGUUGUGAACAUUGCUUGUGUGUGUUUUUCUAAGUAGAUUCCAAGAUAAUUAAAAAUUCACUUUUUCUCAGUAAAAUCUCGCGUUGUCUCCUAAUACUUGUAUUUAAAACGUAGAUUAAGGCAGUCACUAAAAAUACAUAUUUUUGUCCCCAUCACCCAGCUGCACAGCAGAAGGAAGGUGGACAAAGGCCUAGGGCUGCUUUGUACUUAGCACAGACACCGACGUUUUGAGGUUACAAGGACCCCACCCCCCACCCCCAAAUCCAUCGACAAGAAGCCGGCCCUCCUGCUGACCUGGGAGUAAGGCAGCAGAAUAGGCGCCAGCCCUGGGUAUGCAGAAGCGUGGGGUCUGGUGUCUCUGGGCUUGUUCUCCAUGAAGCUUGUAAUUUUCCUCUCUUGUGAUUCAGUGUGUGAUUCAGUCCCACGGCUUUUUUCCAACACCUCUGGUUAUGCUGAGGGGUGCCGAGCUAGCUCAUCCAUCAGUUUGAUGCUUCACUCUCACGGGGACAUUGUCACGUUGGCUGGUGUGCUAUUUUGGGCUCUGGGUCCUUUUUUCUUGUUCCAAGUAUGAAAGUCUGGACGGUUACUUGUCCAUUCAGCAACUUCGUGGUCUGGUGGGCUGGGCACUGCUCUAGGCAUUUGGGACACGCCCUCUGGAAGCUUACGUUCUGUCAUUGUGGCAGUCAGUAGACAGUAAAUGGUCAGAAAUGGAAGAAGGUGAUAAACAUCACACAGAAAAGGAGCUGGGGGAGGGGUGCCGGGAAAGGGCAGGUCCCCGUGUUCUGUAGGGUGAUCGGGCCCCCUUGCAGAGACUUGGUGGUGAGGGAGCAGCCCAGCAAGUUUCUGAGGAAGAGCCCUUAGCGACGGCGGGUGUCAGGCAGAGACCUGAGCUCGCAGAGGUGACUGCAGCAGGAGGAGUUGUCUGGUGCAUUUAGAUGGGUCACAGGGCUUUGAUUUGAAGGAACACGCCUUUUUACCCUGAAGUCAGGAACUGCUAGGGGUUUCAAAUAGAAAACAGGCCUGGCUUCGGUUGUGUUUUGAUAGAGUUGCCCUGGCAGUUGGGUGAAAGGUUAGCUGUACGGGAGCCAGGAGAGUUGGCAGGAGGUCCUUUGUGGUAGAGCAGGCAGGGCCUGUGCUGGCUUAGCCAGAUUGGGGUGCUGGGGAUGACGGCUGCAUUCCAGACAUGUUUGGAAGUGAGUUAACUACAUUUGUCCUUAAAUUGGAUGUGGGGUGAGCAGCAAAGGGAGGCGCCAAGGAUGACCUAACACUUUUGGGGGAGUCCUUGGGUGGCACAAACAGGUAAGCACUCGACUGCUAGGUUGGUGGUUCAAACCCACCCCAGAGACACUGCAAACGAAAGGCCUGGCAGUCUGCUUCCAAGAGGUCACAGCCUUGAAAACCGUAUGGAGCAGUUCUACUCUGAACACAUGGGGUUGCCACAAGUUGGAAAGGAUAGAAUUGCUGUCGAUUGAACUAGGGAAGGCUGCUGGUAGAAAAGUUGGGGGGUGGGGGGACUCAGGAGCUCAGGUGUGGACACGCUGAGUGUGUGGUGUCUUAGACACCAGGUCAUGCACCGCCACCUCCACCGCCAUCCCCCCCGUCACAUCUUCACCGGAGUCAUUUACUUCCUUCUGCAGAUGCAGUUCCUCUCCAAGUUCUCUAGUGGGGCUCUGUACAAAGCCACGUGCAAAGAUGGGGACUUCCCUGGCCAUUUCUCCUGGUGCUGGCUGGUUUUUACAUCCCCUUACAUGUUGUGACCAAAAGGCAGUCAGUCAAACAGAACAAGGGGAUACUAUGUGGUUUAAAAUUGGAAGAGGUGGCAUCAGGGUUGCGUCCAUUCACACU